AAGCUUUUGAGAAUGAAAUCUCACUAGAAGACCAGGUCGAUCCAAACUUUAGCUGAAGUCUGGUCAACCUAGUCUUUAGCUGUAGGCCGGUCAACAUAGUCUAAACUUCAGCUGACAUCCGGUCAUGGACGAGGGUAGUCAAAUCCCACCCAAUCUAGUUCGUAUUCGGAGCCAGGGUUCUAAUGCAGGAUUAUCCAGGAACCGGCACAGCACAGGGAGCGUACAGCUGUACAGUGGACUGUGGACAGAUUUCCCACCAUUUGAAUCCAAACCGGUUUUAUACCCUUCCAUAUCACCACCCGGAUACAGUGAUACCAGACAAAUCCCCGAGACAAGACCUCAACCGACGCAGAUAUCAAGUUCUUCCUAUGGGGGUGGGAGUUUAAAAAGUCCGACGCUAGAUGUCUCUGGUGUUGCCCCUGGCGGUAGAAUUGAGGAACUAGACCGGGACGAGGAAGAGGAUGAUGGGAAUGAAAAAACACCCCUAAUAGACUCAGCAACCCUGGUUCUUAAAGCCAAGAGCAGUAUGAAGAGGAGUACCAGCGGUGGUGUAAAUGUUAGAAUAGGAUUGGAAGAUGAAGAAGAGAGAACCCCCUUGAUUAGACAGCUAUCGGGGGAAAAUAUUAGAAGUGGAGUGCUCAGAAAUAAUAACAGACCAAGAACUCAGCAGAGUGUACGGAUUGAUACUGAUGAUUAUCCUUCAGAACCCAGCGAUUCAUCAAGAGUAAAACUUGUUGGUGCGGUAGAAUUAAAUAUAUUUAAUAAGUGUAAGGUGCUGGUGAAGGAUAAUUAA
Eurytemora carolleeae is the source of this 793-nucleotide messenger RNA. RefSeq lists its product as uncharacterized. Lineage: Eukaryota; Metazoa; Arthropoda; Copepoda; Calanoida; Temoridae. The record is from RefSeq and is a predicted model, not a curated record. The transcript is spliced from 10 exons. Bases 125 to 793 code for a protein of 222 amino acids.